AUGAGACGUUUACCUCUCCUGUUCACGGCUAUGAGCCUGCUUCACCUCUACGGAGUGCUAUGCUACGUAGCAUACGGUGUUGGGGUCAACUUUCCUUGUGCUAUAGAGUAUUGGGACAUGAACCUGCUUUUACCCUUGGGCAUAGCACUGUUCCAGGUCGCAAACUCUCAAUUUCUUCACAUAGCCAGGCAACAGGAAAAAUACCUCAAUUUCGACAGUCUCGAUAAAAUGGUUCAACGAAGGAGUGCUCCAGCAUUUCAGGUCUCCUCAGGAAACCUUUGGCAACGAAUCGGACGGACGCUCAACAACCGUGAUCGUAUCAUUAGGAUGGUCGUCUGUGUUGUGCUUGCGAUGGGUAUGCAGAUUGCUCUGUCCUUGUUCAUCUUCUUGGUUUCCGAGAAGUUUCACAAGGGUUUCGGACUCUUUGCGGACGAUUUCCUGGGUACAAACUCGGCGACUCGAUUAAAUUGUGCCCGUGGCUGGGAGUGGUGGCUGUCCAUCCUCUGGCAAGUGUUUUGGUCGUGGAUUUAUGCCCCAUACAUCCUCUGGAGGUCCAAAGAUAUCAAGGACACUUAUGGGUGGCGGGUACAGACCAUUCGCUGUUGUAUCUCCGGAUUACCUGCUUCUCCUCUAUGGCUCUGCGCGCUCUACCUCGAUGCAUUCGAGCCUGUCAACGCAUUCUGGAUCCCACCGCAGUGGUUCGUGUUAUCCAUUACUUUGUUCGAAGCCUUCGCCUUGAUCAUCCCAUGCUACCACAUAUACCGACAGCACAGUUCCCAAGCAGACAUCCUCGGUGCUGUCGCUGGUCGGGACACCCACCUCAAACCUGCCACGUCCGGUUGUGAUUUCAUAACAGCUUUCAACAAUUCAUCUACACCCACGCUCGAAGGAUCAGAAGAGUUCAUCUUGGCAGCCACAAGUCGCCAGACGAGCAGAAGCACAAGCUUGCGAAAGAAUAUGAUGUAUACUAUGUCGGCAAUGGAACAUGCUCUCAAGUACGAUGCUGCACGACUUCAACAAUUUGCUGCACUGAAAGACUUCUCGGGUGAAAACAUUAGUUUCCUCACUCAUCUAUCUACAUGGCAUAGAAGAUGGCGAAGGCAGGAAGGAGGAAAAGUCAGUGCAGAGCACAACUCAAGAAGGCAAUUCAACGGAGCAAUACGUCUGUACGCCACUUUCGUCGCGGUCGAACAUGCCGAGUUCCCAAUAAAUAUCUCAUCUCGGGCUUUAAAAGCUCUUGACGAAAUAUUUGCUGGUCCAACAAAGUACCUCCUCAAUGACACGAGAUCAGAGUCGACAUACAACUCCGCUACGCCUUUCAACCUAGAGAAUGAGAAGACAGAUACGAGAAUUGACGUCGAAGCUGUGAUGCCUAGAUCAAGUAAUGAUUCUUCUCUACCAGACGAUACAUGGUACUCAGGAGAGAUCCCGCCGGGAUUCGACCAGAACGUCUUCGUCGAAGCAGAGAACGAGAUCAAGUACUUGGUGUUGACCAACACCUGGCCGAAAUUCGUCAAUGCUGGGUAUCAGUAA
This is a messenger RNA of Lithohypha guttulata, 1533 nucleotides long. RefSeq lists its product as uncharacterized. The coding region runs from base 1 to 1533 and encodes 510 amino acids. The record is from RefSeq and is a predicted model, not a curated record. The transcript is spliced from 3 exons. Lineage: Eukaryota; Fungi; Ascomycota; Eurotiomycetes; Chaetothyriales; Trichomeriaceae.